UCUGAGCUCAUGUUGUCAGGCAAGAGCAGCUAGCCAUUCAUGUUCAGUUGUCUAACGCCGUUUUUAGCCUAAAUAGGUAUUAACUUAUAUAAAUAACACAGCGUGGUACAACAGAAAUUCAGUCUGUAAAGUCUAAUAAUACAACAUGGCUGAAAAGAAGAAGCGAACGCCUAACGUACAAAAUGACAGUUGGGUUGUCAUAGCUGCAGACUCUGUCAUCGACACACAGAAGCAUGACAGUGACCCAGCUUUUGUGAGACUGAGGAAUCCCUCCACAGAUGCAGCAUCUCUGUAUAUGCUGGGAAGUGGUGAUGUGCAACUUUAUGAGGUCAAAGCAUUUGAAGAAGAUUUCCACUCCUGGUUUGUUGGACAGACUGUACAGAGAGAUGGGAGGCUUCUCUUUGUCACACCAAUGGAUCCUCUCUAUCUUAUUUUGCCUUAUUUGAUUAAAUCUGGCAAAGAGGGGAAGUUCCAACCUGUGGAUCAAGUGAUGAUGGAUGAAGAGUUCCCAGCUUGCUCAAGGCUGCUGAGCUGCACACGUUCACUGGCCUCCAUGCACCACAUUGCUGAGGAAAAAGAGGUGGGAAGCCUGAAGUUUCAUCGAUACAGUCAAGAGAAGACGAUGGAUUGGUUAAAGAAAAAGGUGGAGAGGACAGUCACUGCCCUCAAGAAGAGAAAUAUCUCUGUGGGAGAAGGAGUGAAAUCCUCAACAUACGUCAGAGUGAAGUCAGAGUCAGACGCAAAUGAAGAGGACUACCUACGCUAUGCCCAUGGUCUGAUAUCAGAGUAUAUCAGCGAAGACCUGAGCAAAGCUCUCCUCAAACACUUGCAGUUACCAGAGCUCACAAGCCCAAAGGAGACAGAGCCACCUACUAAGAAGCGGAAACUUUCAGACAAUCCGGUGGAAGCUGGAGAGGACUACACCAAAUUCAACAGUGCAGACUUUGCGCGGAAACCACCCAAGAAGAUGACUGCUGCUCAGAAAAGUCUGGCUAAAGUGGACAAGACUGGCAUGAAGCCUAUGUCAUCCUUCUUCAGCCCCAAGGUCAAAGCAGAAAAGAAAUGAAUGUUGUACAGUUUAUGGUUUUGUAUACUACACCUUUGUAAUAAAGAAAAGAAAAUGACAA
Thunnus maccoyii (southern bluefin tuna) is the source of this 1127-nucleotide messenger RNA. It is a transcript of the gene rnaseh2b, whose product is annotated as ribonuclease H2, subunit B. NCBI's taxonomy places the organism in Eukaryota, Metazoa, Chordata, Actinopteri, Scombriformes, Scombridae. Gene Ontology annotation, cellular component: ribonuclease H2 complex; nucleoplasm. The record is from RefSeq and is a predicted model, not a curated record. The coding region runs from base 146 to 1066 and encodes 306 amino acids. Gene Ontology annotation, biological process: ribonucleotide metabolic process; RNA catabolic process. The transcript has 11 exons.